CACAAAAAUAAUUGAUCGUUAAUUAGCGGCGCGCGCUCUUUUGAUCAGUGUGAAAAUUCUCGGUCCUUGCACCUCCUGUGUUUAUUAGUGACUACUGAAGAUCUGGAGAAUGUCGUGCAUCCAUCGUCUAGUGCAGCCGGUUUCUGAGUGACCAACCAGCGAGCAACGUUAGGUCUGAAAUCUGGACCUCAAGUAACAGAAACACGGAGAAACAAGUAUGAGCGGAAGAGUUCACGGGCACCGUGUGAGAGAGCCGCGGGUGGUGUCGCGACCUGGCCCGUCCUCCCAGCGAGGUCCAGCCGCUAACACCUCCUCAAGUCUGGCGCAGGCGUGGGCCGCCUUCGGAGAGGCCAAGAGUGCGCUUGAAAAAUUGAAUUCUUCUCCGCCGGCUAAAUCAAGCCACGCCCACCCUCCACCUCUGGCGCCUCCUCCUACUACAACUGCCGGAGAGACUCAUGGACCUGUGGCUGAUUACAGGGGUUUCCCUCGUCCAGCUAGCAGUGGAAGAAAGAGAGAGGGUUUCCCUAGCGGUCCAGGGAAGAGAGAGACGUCAUCGGGGAAGAAGGAACCCCAGAAGGCCGGGAGUGAGAGAGCAAGUCGCAGAGCCAGGGAGGAAGGGAGGAGGGGGAGGAGAGAGAAAGAUGGGUGUGUCUCAUUGUCCACACCAGCCAGUCACAAAUCCACCGCAAUCCCUUCCCCACACCCUCACACCUCCACCACACUCCCCUCUUCACACCCUCACUCCAACUCCACUGCCAUGUUCGGUCCCCCCGUCAGUUUCGAAUCCCCGAUCCCCCACUCCGGGAAUUCUCCUACUCCGGAGGACAAAUACUCCAAGCCCAGCAGGGUAUCCCAGUCCUCCUCCCCCAAGAUCAACCUACCUGAAGACACUCUGGCGACACUGAGGUCAAAGGUCGAGGCUCAGAAACAGGCUGUGGAGGCCACCAACUCCAGACUCCAGUCUCUCAGACAGCCCCCGGUGACCUCUGCACCCUGCCUAUACCCCCUCCCUGAAGUGACUCAAUCCUCGGGCUCUUCAUCUUCAGCUCUCCCCACGAUCACAUCCUCACACCCUCCCCCACCUCCCUCCCUACCCACCAGACCCAACGGAGUCACAAAACAUCAGCCGACAAGUCACAAAGUUCCCUCUCCCCACAAUCCUCCGCCCAGUAGAAGAGUAACGACAGGGACGACCUCGCGAUCAGUUUCAUCAUCUCGUCCACGCGGAGGGAAAACGGGGGGUCCGAUGGUUAGAAAAGUGAUCCAGGUAGCGCCCCCCGUGGACCCCCUGAGAUCUCGAACCAGACCCAGCAAGAAGACUUUGACCACCACUCAGUCAGAGGGGUCAAGGAAGAGGCAGCUGGUGAGGGAGACAACUCCGCCACAUACUAGGAGCUGGGCUCUGAGGCCGUCUGCCUCGUCUGUGCUGAUCACUGACCCACACGGAGCUGCUGGAGACGUGGCAGAACCAGGGAGGAAAGAGGGGGAGAGGAGAGAGAAGGAUGAGGAGAAAGAGGGGGAGAGGAGAGAGAAGGAUGAGGAGAAAGAGGGGGAGAGGAGAGAGAAGGAUGAGGAGAAGGAGGGGGAGAGGAGAGGGAGAGGGAAAGCGAGGGAGGAGCUGGCCCGGCUGCUGCAGGAUCUAGAGUCCUCGUCCGGGGGAGAGGAUGGUGAGGGGAGGAGAGAGAAGACAAGCAGACACCCUCCACAUGUGACGUCUGCUCUCAAGAGACGGAGAUGGCCGGAUCCUGAAGAAAGGCCACUACCUCCACCUCCUCAACCAAGCCUUACGACCCAGCUCAAGUCCAGCGCUACAUUCGCCAGAAGCAGAGGGAGCGGCGAGUGGAGGCCCGCAAGAGGGAAGAAGAGGAGAUGAGGGGGAGGAGGGAGAGAGAGAUGAGACAGAGAGAUCUGGUCCAGAGACAGCGGAGGAUCCUGCAGGCCAACCUCAGAUCCCAGCAGAGAUGGAGAGAGAAAGACACUGACACAGAACCAGGGACACCUCCAUCUCUUCUGGCACACCCUCCCCCUCCCUCCCUCUCCCCCUCUCCUCCAAGACUCACAACUCACACCCCUCCCCACCUCCCCAGCCCACACUCCUCCACCUCUCCACACACCUACACCGUAUCCCCAAACCCACUGGUACCACAAACCACCAGCGGUCCUUCACCCCCACCCCCUGAGGAGCCGAUCCGGACCACAGAAAGCCAACGUACCAGCCAUGAAGACCGAAUAUUUGCCCUCACUCAAUCAGCUCUGGAACUGAAGAAGAAGAUAGCAGCUGAGGCUGAGAGAGUGAAAAAAGCUCGCUCCAAGACCCCUGGUCACGUUAGCAUCACCGUGACAACAGCGACUCCUCCCCCUUCGUUAACAACUCGCCCGACCUUUGACCUCUCUGCACAGCGUGACAUUGGUUCGUGGCCGGGGGUAGGUAACGUCCACAGGCAGGCACGGCUAACAGAGGAGGUGAGGAGACGAGGGGAAGCUGCCACACAGAUCCAGGCCUUCUUCAGACGGCACAGAGUACGUCGCAACCUUGCGACCUCGCUGGGCAGAGUGGGGGACGGAGAAGAAGACGGAA
Messenger RNA from Geodia barretti, 2578 nucleotides. NCBI's taxonomy places the organism in Eukaryota, Metazoa, Porifera, Demospongiae, Tetractinellida, Geodiidae. The record is from the annotation of a GenBank genome assembly.